Molecule: messenger RNA, 831 nt
Organism: Pediculus humanus corporis (human body louse)
Lineage: Eukaryota; Metazoa; Arthropoda; Insecta; Psocodea; Pediculidae
Product: methylglutaconyl-CoA hydratase, putative
Exons: 4
Coding region: 1-831 (276 amino acids)
Biological process (GO): fatty acid beta-oxidation
Cellular component (GO): cytosol
Molecular function (GO): enoyl-CoA hydratase activity
Source: RefSeq, a predicted model, not a curated record
AUGGCGUCGAAAUAUUUAUUUAAAGAAAAACCGUUAAAAGAAAUAAGAUCACAUUUAAUUGAAUAUUUAGGUGGAUCUGUUAAUUUAAUUAAAAAACCCAAUGGAUUGGCUAUAAUAAACCUUAAUCAAGAUUCGAAAAAAAAUGCCAUAACUGGUAAAAUGAUGGUGGAUUUAUAUGACAUUGUUGAAGAAUUAGAAUGUUGGUCCACGGGUAAAAGUAUUAUAUUAAAAGGAGAAAAAAAUAAUUUUUGUUCUGGUGGUGAUUUAGAUUUUGUUAAAAAAAUCAACACACCUGAAUAUGGUUACAUGAUGUCAACAUUCAUGCAAAAUAUUUUAAAUAAAUUUCAAAACUUACCAAUGUUAUCCCUUGCUUUAAUUGAAGGCAUAGCUUUGGGUGGAGGAGCAGAAUUAACGGUUGCCUGUGAUUUUAGAAUAAUAACGGAAAAUUGUCAAGGAAUCGGUUUCGUGCAUGGAAAAAUGGGUAUAAUACCAGCAUGGGGAGGAAUUAAUAGAUUAAUUGAGAAAAUCGGUUAUACAAAAUCCCUGGAUGUUUUAACAACAGGAAAAUUAUAUAAUCCAAAUGAAUGUUAUCAAAUUGGUUUAGUCAAUGAUAUAAUUCCAGAGAAUGAAAAUUCUUUAGAUUAUGCAAUUGAUUGGUUGGAAAAAAGAACAAAAUUCGAACCGGAAAUAAUAAGGAGUAUAAAAAAAUGCGUUAGAAAUGGACAAACAAAUCCAGAAAAUUAUAAAAUUCAAAGAGAAAUUUUUGCACCCUUUUGGGGUAGUCAAAAAAAUAAAGAAGCUCUGCUGAAAAAUAUUAAACAUAAACAAUAA